Molecule: messenger RNA, 2024 nt
Organism: Manis pentadactyla (Chinese pangolin)
Lineage: Eukaryota; Metazoa; Chordata; Mammalia; Pholidota; Manidae
Gene: KCTD11
Product: potassium channel tetramerization domain containing 11
Exons: 1
Coding region: 18-716 (232 amino acids)
Biological process (GO): protein homooligomerization; positive regulation of neuron differentiation
Source: RefSeq, a predicted model, not a curated record
CUCGCUUCCCAGACUCCAUGCUGGGGGCCAUGUUUAGGGCUGGCACACCCAUGCCUCCCAACCUCAACUCCCAGGGAGGUGGCCACUACUUCAUCGACCGAGAUGGCAAGGCUUUCCGGCAUGUCCUCAAUUUCCUCAGGCUGGGCCGUCUGGACCUGCCCCGAGGGUAUGGGGAGACAGCACUCCUCAGGGCAGAGGCAGACUUCUACCAGAUCCAGCCCCUCCUGGAUGCCCUGCGGGAACUGGAAGCCUCUCGGGGGUCCCCUGUACCUACAGCUGCCCUGCUCCACGCAGAUGUAGAUGCCAGCCCCCGCCUGGUGCACUUCUCUGCUCGCCGGGGCCCACACCACUAUGAGCUGAGCUCUGUCCAGGUGGAUAUCUUCCGAGCCAACCUCUUCUGCACUGACCCCGAGUGUUUGGGUGCCAUGCGGGCCCGAUUUGGGGUGGCGAAUGAGAACAGGGCAGAGGGAGGCCCACACUUCCGUCUGGAGUGGGCCCCCUGUCCUGCAGAACUCCCCGAAGUGGAGUAUAGGAGACUGGGCCUGCAACCACUGUGGACUGGGGGGCCAGGAGAGCUCCGGGAGGUGGUGGGCACGCCAGGCUUCCUGGAGGAGGUGCUACGGGUGGCUCUUGAACACGGCUUCCGUCUAGACUCCGUCUUCCCUGACCCUGAAGACUUGCUCAACUCACGCUCUCUGCGCUUUGUCCGGCACUGAGAACUGAAAACACUGCCCUCAGUUUGACUGUGUGUGGCAGGGGAGAGAAUGGGCAGCAAGGGGGAUGAAAGCUCCCCUAAAGCCCCUUCCUAGCUCUGCCUCUGGAGCUGUGAGAGUCAGGGGACCCACUGAACCUGACUGGAGCCCCGAUGUGGACAGGAAUCCCCAAAUCUUUACCCACUGAGGGCUCACAAGUGAUGUAAAGGUUCUGGACUAGUGCUAAUCCUGGGAAGGACAGGGAAGUUUCCCCUGGCUUGUUUUCACCUGACGCUGGGGACCACCAGUGUGUCCUUGGAGGGCACUCAGUAUUCAGGAGUCUGGACAAGUUGGAUUACCUCUCUGCCCAGGGUUGGCCUAGCCUUAGAGGGACACUGAGGUCUUGGAGAAACAGGGACUUGGGAUUGCUCUAAUGUGGUCUCCUGUACUGUGGUUUCUCCUUCUGGACCUGGGUGACCUGGCCUGGACUAACCAAUGAGAAGCCAGAAAACUUUGGUACCUGGGAAGGGUGAUUCUUUGCUGUGUCCCAAGCUACCUAUUGAGGGAGACAGAAAGGUUAUACCCCUCCCUAGGUUGACAUAAGGGAGCUAAGAGAAUUCCCAUUUACUAUGGGGCUGGAGUAUCCGUCUGUAGUUCAAGUGUUUUAAAGGAUCCCAGACUGAUGGUGGAGCUGGCCAUGGGGAGGUGGGUAGCAUCUCUUGGGCCUUGACCUUACUUCCUUUAUGUGUAGGUGUGUGUCAGCCAGUGUGUCUGAUUGACGUGUAGGUACCUGACAUCCUGGCUCCCGUGUGUGUUGCUGAAGAUGGUGUCUGUGUGUUGGUUGUUCUGUGGUUUCUGCAUGUCCAGGCCUGUUUGGGGUUGCUCAGCAACUGUUUGGCACUGGGUAUGUCUGUGGUACGGAUGUGAGUAGAUUGAGAAUUAGUAGUUGAAUCAUAAGGGGUGUGUGUGUGCACCCAUGUGCGUUCACAUCACCACGUAGGCAGGAGAGACCUGUGGAGUUUGAGUCACUAGGAUCUUCUUGGUGAGAGGUAAGAGAAGUCAGUGGGCUUAGCAGGGCCAUGGAGGUCUGGUUAGUACUCUUAGUUGCUAUGGCAAUCAUGGGGCCUGUUGCUAGGAGACAGUUGGGGAAGGUCCAAGGCUGCCCAGGGCAGAGGAGAGAUUGGGAGAGAGGGGGAGGAUAUGGGAAGGCAUGGGAUUUCUGGGUCCCUGAGGGGAUGGGAUAUUCAACGUGCAACUUCUUCACUGGCGGUGUAACUCAUUAUCACUGGUCAUGAUUUACAAGAAAAAUAAAAUUGCUUUUGGAACCACAAA